Chenopodium quinoa (quinoa) is the source of this 546-nucleotide messenger RNA. Its product is annotated as peroxidase 1-like. Gene Ontology annotation, molecular function: peroxidase activity; heme binding. Gene Ontology annotation, biological process: response to oxidative stress. Lineage: Eukaryota; Viridiplantae; Streptophyta; Magnoliopsida; Caryophyllales; Amaranthaceae. The transcript has 3 exons. The record is from RefSeq and is a predicted model, not a curated record. The coding region runs from base 1 to 546 and encodes 181 amino acids. Gene Ontology annotation, cellular component: plant-type cell wall; plasmodesma.
AUGAUCACCGACAACCCAAAUACCAAUCAAGAGCAACAACACCAUCAAUGUGUGGAGGCAGUGGAGCCGGCGAGCCGCCUGUGUGCAGCAGCAGCAGUGAGCGAAGAUGAAGAAGAGGAAGAGCAGGAGGAGGUGACCAGCACUGGAAGCAGUGGCGGAGGUCUGCUGAUCUGGCCGUCUGGUGAUUUGGUGAAGAUGAAGCGAAGAGGAAGAGCAGGAGCAGGGCAGGAACACAAUUUCUCACCUGCAAUCUUAGCUUUCUUCGAUUGUGAUGCAUCAGUGCUAGUAGAAGGGGAUGGAACUGAGAAAGCAGAUCCUGCAAAUAAAUCUCUAGGAGGAUUUGAAGUAAUAGAGACGGCUAAAAGAGAGCUAGAAUUGUUCUGCCCUGGAACUGUUUCAUGUGCUGAUAUUCUUGCACUGGCUGCUAGAGAUGUUGUCAUGAACAAUCUAACAACACUGCUAUCAUUAGAUGAUCUUGAAAGAUUUAAGGCAUGCUCUAAGUUAGAGAUGCGGGUCACUAGUACCGGAUGUUUCUCUUCAUCUUGA